UGGUGGUUUGACCGCAUUGAAAACGUGCGGCCAGCGAACAUGCUCAGCUCCUUGCGGCGACGUCCGGUGGCGCUAUUGCCGCGCAGGGCACUCGGUGCAGCCCGCAGUAAACACAGCAAGGAGGAUAUCGAGUUGCGCGAAUCAGUCAGGAAGUUGGACUAUGACGGAUACCUAUGCGGUCUGCUGCUGCCAGUGAAGACGCGUCCAUCCUUCUUCGCCAUUCGCGCGCUGAAUGCCGAAAUCGCGACCAUCAAGGACUCGGUGCACAGCAACCAGAUCACUGGCAAAAUCCGUAUGCAGUGGUGGCGCGAGCGCAUCUACAAUUUGUACGAAAUAUCAUCCGCGACAGGCACGGAACGACCGCAGCAGUCGACGAUGCUGCUGCGAGGUCUGGACAAGGCCAUCCAGGAGCACGACUUGACGCGGCGGUGGUUCGAGCGAAUGCUGGACGCGCGAGACCAGGAUCUCGACCGCGAAGAGGUGCAGAGUUUGCACGAACUGGAGGUCUACGCCGAGCAGACGGCCUCGUCAAUGAUGUACCUCACGCUGGAGUGUCUCGGUAUUCGCGAUGACACAGCAGACCGCGUAGCUGGUCACGCUGGCGUGGCAAUCGGCUUAGCGACGCUUCUUCGAGGAACACCGUAUCACAGUUCCCGACAACAGUCUUAUCUGCCGGAGGACCUCAUGAACAAGCAUGGCGUCACCGCUGAGGACCUUCAAGCUGCGGUGGAAGAUCCCAAGCUCGGUGAGAAGGUGGCGCCUGUAGUGUUUGACGUAGCCUGCCGUGCAAUGGACCACCUUCAUCAAGCUCGUUCGCUUCGGAAAGAGUUGCCUAGUGAGUCACGCAGUGCGUUCCUACCACUGGUUAGCUCUUCACUGUAUUUGAAAGAACUUGAGACGGUCAACUUCAACGCCUUCGCCCCGGAACUGCAGCAGCGGAAUAUGUUUCAGCUGCAUUUACAGGUACUGAAGCACUACUUCUUGCGCAAAUACUAGAGCCCUGUAGACCUGCGCAAUACAAACACAAUACACUAUACAACAACUCGUACUCC
Messenger RNA from Phytophthora nicotianae INRA-310, 1052 nucleotides. RefSeq lists its product as hypothetical. NCBI's taxonomy places the organism in Eukaryota, Oomycota, Peronosporomycetes, Peronosporales, Peronosporaceae. Bases 40 to 996 code for a protein of 318 amino acids. The record is from RefSeq and is a predicted model, not a curated record. Gene Ontology annotation, biological process: biosynthetic process; mitochondrial respiratory chain complex I assembly. Gene Ontology annotation, cellular component: mitochondrion. The transcript is spliced from 4 exons.